AUGCAUAUCGGCGACUGGAAGUACGACCCGUGCGGCAACAAGAGAGGCUACGUCUGCAAGAAAAGAGGAAAAGGAUUGACAGCGCCGACUCUUGACGACAGCAAGUGUGAUCCCGGGUGGGUCGAGAACGACUCCAGCUGCUACAAGAAGGAGGUGAAGCCCAACGGUUGGCUGGGGGCCUGGCACCACUGCGUCUGGCUGGGCGGCAACCUGGUCUCGAUCACCUCCUCGGCCGAGGAAGACUUUGUGAAAACGACCAUGGACAAGGACACCCCCUUCUGGCUGGGACUCUCCAACCAGAAAUGCGACGACUCCUGGUGUCGCUUUGAAGGCGGGAGCCAGACGCUGGCCUGGUCUGAUGGCGAGACAAUAAAGCACACCAACUGGGCCCCAAAUCAACUCAAAAGCGCCGCCGUUGCGUCGUGCGCCUACGUCAACCAAGGGGGAAGUGGUGAGCCCGGCAAGUGGAGGUCUGGCUCCUGUCAUUCCUCGUUGGCCUACAUGUGCAAACGGCCGCUGAGCUGCCCAGAGGGACAGACGUGUUCCCCCAAACAUGGUCCUGCUGUCGUGAAGACUGCCUACUGCGACGACAACUCCUUCCACUAUGACGAUUAUUGUUACCGUUACGAGAAGACGCAUGAAAAUUAUGACGAUGCCGAGAAGUUCUGUCAAGUCCGGGGAGGCCACCUGGCUAGCGUCCACUCUAAGCAAGAGGCCCAAUUUGUGUAUGACCACACGCAGACCUCACAAUCUGCUUUGGUGGGACUCAAGAAAACGACGGGCGACGACUACAAGUGGAGUGACGGAACAACCUUUGAGUACAAACGGUGGGAAAAAGACACCACGGGAGACUGUGCGUUCCCAAAUUCUGUUGGGGAGUUGAGUGGCUGUCAGUGCUCAACGACGCGGCCAUUCUUCUGCAAAACAGCCAAGCACGGAGGGACUCGAAGGCUGGCAUCAUCAGUCAGCCUAGUCAGCUGGACUUACAAAUGCGGCUGGUGGCUGGACAACCCCACCGACGACUUCUGCUACCUGAUGAUCAGCCAGCCCACCAAGACCUGGCAGAAGGCGCAAGACGACUGCAAACGCCUGGAAGGGGACCUGCUCAGCAUCACCGACUCGCAUGAGCAGGGCAUCAUAGAGAGUAUCGCCAAGGUUCUGAUGGGCGAUGACGCCUCCCUGUGGUUGGGCGCCAACGGAGGCAUCGAGGGUGACGGCGGCAAGUGGGCUGACGGAUCCCCCUUUUCUUACCUCCACUCGAGUGAAGGUGACGCCAAAGAGGGGAAAUGUCUUUCCUUGCUCACCGGCAGCAGUGACUGGAAGCGUGACAAGUGCGACGACAGGAAAGGCUACGUCUGCAAGAAAAGAGGAAAAGGAAAGACAGCAAAACCCCAGCUGCUGCUACAUGACGGCUACAAGGAGGAAAUUUUCUGCCAAGACGAUUUGAAAGUCCUUGAUUGUUCCGAUGAAAGAGUCAUCCGCGUACAGUCGGCUUUCCAUGGACGGAGGCAUAGCAACGUUUGUCCGAGUGGCGGCGCCGGAUCACAGGGUCGCUGCAGGAUGAAAGGGGCUCUCUCUCACUUUAGAGCAUUGUGUGACAAACAUCAGCAUUGCCCCAUUCAACCUACGGGUACGGACCCCUGCCCUGGUGUCUCCAAAUACCACCACAUCGUCUACAGCUGUGAGCAGAAAGUGUGUCUUGACAGUCUGGGCAUCGCUGACGGGACAAUCCCAGACUCCUCCUUCUCAGCCUCUUCCUCUGCGAUCAAUGGCGAACCUCACAAAGCACGUUUGGGGGGCAGCGGUUGCUGGAGACCGUCCAAACUCGGCAGCUGGAUCCAGGUGAACCUCGGUCAGACCUACAAGGUGACGGGCAUUGUGACCCAGAGGUGUAUGUACCAAGAGUAUUCUUCCAGCAAGUUUGAGUUGCAGUUCAGUAGUGACGGAGAGACUUGGUAUCGCCACUCAGAGGAGCCUGUUGUGGGGACGCACAUGCUAACCAAGUUCGUGUUCGCCAAGUACGUCCGCCUCCUGCCAAGGUUUACUGGCCUUCGCUUUGACGUCUUAGGGUGCACGCCUGACGACACCUCUCGCGACAUCUUAUGCAGCAGCACAGCCACCAGCCUCGGCCUCGACGGUUCAAUGACGGUCCGAUGCCCGGCGGGCUGCGCCCGAAUCGACACGGUCUAUGGAACAAAGAUCUACAAACAAGAGUCAAACAUCUGCGCGGCUGCCAUUCACUCGGGCGUCAUUGAGAACGCGCUCGGAGGAAUUGUGACUUUGGUGACGAAAAAGCCACAGGAGGCCUACAGCAGCUCCGCCAGGAACGGGAUCACCUUGAGGGAUGGUGGCGGUUUGGCUCAGUCUCCGUCUUUCACUUUUCUUGAACAGGAGCCGAGAUGCUUGGGACCUGAAUGGGAGGAGUUUGCGGACUUUUGCUACAAACGUUUUGAUGAGAGAAAGACGUGGUACGGCGCUCGACAAUCCUGCUCCUGUCUGAAGGCCAAGCUGGUGUCCAUUCGCUCCAAGGUUGAGCAGGAUUGGCUGCAAGACCUCCUGACGUCAGCCCCCGGCAACACAUGGAUCGAACUGAACGCCCCGGUGGUUCCCGGCGAAUUCGCGUGGUUGGACCACCAGAAGGUGACCUUAACCAACUGGGCUCCGGAAGAACCUGGCGAGGGGUUGGAGAAUUGCGUGGCCGCCUUGAGCCAGGUGGGUGGAAAAUGGAAGAUGAAGUCGUGCGCGGAACUCAACGGGUACAUGUGUAAGAUGCCCACGGAGCGUUAUGAGCUGGAUAAAGGCGCCAAUGCAAGCUGCGAGUAAUCAUAUGAAUGCAAUUGACCUUGCAUGAUCGUUCUGUUUGAUUUACCAUGCAUUUUGAUUGACUGACUGAUGCUCUAUUAUGAUUGAUUUACCAUGCAUUAGUCUUUUUGUUAGAUUUACCAAGUGUUAUGAUUCUGUUUACUUCUUCUUCUUCAUGACUUAACAUGUGAAAUGACAAUUUACCAUGCAUUAUUAUUCCUUUGUCCAUUUACCAUGUUAUUAUUCUCUUAGAUUUACCGUGGAUUUUCCUCAUUUAUUUCUUAUAUUUCAUUUUACUUAUUGUUAAAUUUACCAUGCAUCAUGAUUAUGGCAUCUGAUGAUUUACCAUGCAUUAUUAUUCCUUUGUCCAAUUUACCAUGUUGUUAUUCUCUUAGAUUUACCGUGCAUUUUCAUCAUUGAUUUCUUAUAUUUCAAUUACUUAUUGUUAAAUUUACCAUACAUUAUUAUUACGCCAUCUGAUGAUUUACCAUGCAUUAUUACUUUGUCCAAUUUACCAUGUUGUUAUUCUCUUAGAUUUACCGUGUACCGUUUUUUUCCGUGUAUAGUGCGCCCCCAUGUAUAGUACGCACCCCUAACAAUGGCAUGCUGAUGCUGGAAAAAAGCUUGUACCCAUGUAUAAUACGCACCCAAUUUUUAUGAAUUUUUUUAAAAAAAAAUUUAAUUUUUUUUUUUUUUUUUUUUUUAAGUCCCAAAGAUCGUCACACACGCAGGGAGGCAAUGGGUCCCAUUUUUAAAGUCUUUGGUAUGGUCUUAACUAGGCUGGAUGUCAUUUUUUUUGUUGGCGUUGAUUUCUCCGACUGCCCCUAAACGCACCACCGCGCUCCGUGCGCACACGGCGGCUCUGUAUGGGAGAGACGUUGAAGAGGAAUAAAAACACCCUUGGAAACCAAAACUUGCCCCUCGUCGUGACUCGGAGCCGCAACAAAUGUUUCGGAUUUGUGUAGGGUACAUUGUGACAGACGGCAAACUAGCAGGUGAUCGAGCGAGCGUCUGAUACAAGAGCAUUGCGGUCGUAUGGAGCGUGUUUGAAAUGAACAGCAGAGACGAAAGGAACAAGGCAAAGUGUUGUGAAAUAAAAUAUUACCUGUAAUACGCAUUUUGUUAUUUGCUGAUUGAAACUGCUAAUUAAACUGUGAAUUGAAACUAAUAGGUGGAGAACUGAACUCUCGCUCUUUAUAUAGCUGACGUGUCUUGCGCAACCGUUCUGCGCAUCUGUAAUGGCGGCCUCCGUAUGACGUCCGGUCCGCGAUGGAGAUUAAAAAACAAACAAUAUUUGACAAUAACACACCAUCGAGGAUUGCACCAUCGCAUCAAACGAUGUGUCGUCAAUUAUGAAUUUUACUAAGUGUGUUGGGCAGGAUGGCUGAAUGCGAUGCGCGAUUGACAACAAACAAGAAGAAAGGUGAGUUUUAUUUCGGGGGAGAUUUGUCAUGUCUCGUCCCCAGUUUUGCUAUGUGUCUAGGUUGCCAUAGUUUCUGUUCGUGUCACCCCGCUCUUCCUGUGUCACCUCAAUCGAUGUAACGUGUUUUGUAUUUAAGUCCUGUCUGCCCCUCGCUCACCGUUGGAUCAUUGUAUGUGUUACUGUCAUUCUGUUCCUGUCUUUGGUAAUGUCACCCUGUCUUUUUGUUCCACGACU
This is a messenger RNA of Syngnathus typhle (broad-nosed pipefish), 4459 nucleotides long. RefSeq names its product macrophage mannose receptor 1-like. The coding region runs from base 1 to 2823 and encodes 940 amino acids. The record is from RefSeq and is a predicted model, not a curated record. NCBI's taxonomy places the organism in Eukaryota, Metazoa, Chordata, Actinopteri, Syngnathiformes, Syngnathidae. The transcript has 26 exons. Gene Ontology annotation, molecular function: signaling receptor activity; carbohydrate binding.